AUGGUUUCCCUCUACCAGCAAUAUGCCCUUCUAGUCUAUCCCUUCAGAAGAUUUGUUUACCAGAGCGUUCCGUGUGAUAGCUCUCUCACAUCAUCACAAGCCCCACUUAGUUUUAUUUCUAUCUUGCUUUGGUAUUUUUGUCACCAAUUAUUCUUCUACUUUUUUUUUUUUUGA
Blumeria graminis f. sp. triticale is the source of this 174-nucleotide messenger RNA. The record is from the annotation of a GenBank genome assembly. NCBI's taxonomy places the organism in Eukaryota, Fungi, Ascomycota, Leotiomycetes, Helotiales, Erysiphaceae.